AAGUAUGUAAGCAGUCACCGAAUACCACAGAAUAUAAAGAUGAAGACGGCAAUGAAUUUAUAAGCGCCAGAGUUGGAGGAAACAACUUCGGACCCAUCGAUUUCAAAGUUCUAAGCUUGACUGCUAGUACCGAGAAAGGAGAUGGUCGUAUAGAACACCGUACAAACGGCGAACUAGCCAGUGUUGGGUAUGCUAAUAUAGCGAGAGCAAGUGUUGGUGCUGACGGGAGAAUUGGAGGCUAUCAUGACGGCGAUGGGUUAGGAUUCAAGGCGGAGGCCAAAUACGCAGAAGCUGACAUAGGUCCAGUGAACGCUAAGCUUGGAAUCUCAGCAUCGACUGGCAUCGAUACGAAAGAUGGACUGAAAGCAGAAGUACUCGGAACAGGUUUCGACGCGAACUCAGAAAGAUUGGAACUCAAGGUGCUGGGAAGCUCGGUGGGAAUCACUUAUCCUUGGAAAUGGUUCGGAUAA
This is a messenger RNA of Auanema sp. JU1783, 470 nucleotides long. NCBI's taxonomy places the organism in Eukaryota, Metazoa, Nematoda, Chromadorea, Rhabditida, Rhabditidae. The record is from the annotation of a GenBank genome assembly.